Molecule: messenger RNA, 2495 nt
Organism: Venturia canescens
Lineage: Eukaryota; Metazoa; Arthropoda; Insecta; Hymenoptera; Ichneumonidae
Gene: Hinfp
Product: Histone H4 transcription factor
Exons: 5
Coding region: 15-1661 (548 amino acids)
Biological process (GO): positive regulation of transcription by RNA polymerase II
Cellular component (GO): nucleus
Molecular function (GO): RNA polymerase II transcription regulatory region sequence-specific DNA binding; DNA-binding transcription factor activity, RNA polymerase II-specific
Source: RefSeq, a predicted model, not a curated record
GAAUCAUCGUGAAAAUGGCAGACGAGAAACAAUUUAUAGCCAACAGUCAAGAAGUGCAAGCUCGCUGUGACUCGUGGGUCAAGACUCAGAAUGAAUUUCUACUACAAUCACCCGAAUCAAUAAAAACAGAUCACGAAAGUGAACAGGACUAUGAAUAUGCAACCGAUUCGGAAUUUGAUUCUGUUUCCGAAUGUGGUACAAAAAGACGCAGAUUAGCUAUUCCAAUCAAAGACGAAGUACUGAAUCUCGUUUGUAAAUGGAAAAAUUGUAUUGAACUUACCAAUUCCAUGGACAGAUUUGUUAAACACAUUUCAGAGCAUAUCCCUGAACUCGAAAUCCAACUCAAUGAAAAUGGCUGCGAAGUUUAUGUCUGUUCAUGGAAAAAUUGUGCCUAUGAGAGUUCCAGUGGAGAUGAAAUUGCUCGUCAUGUUAACUAUCACUCGUUUCAUGCAAAAUUACAGUGCAUUGGAACCAAUAUCAGAUCCAGGAUCAAUUUGCCCAAAUGCAAUCAUGAAAUAUCUUGGAAAAACAUUGUCAAUGCCCAAUUGCCUCACACAUGCGAGUGGGACAAUUGUUUGAAAGUUCAUAGAAAUUAUCAACUGUUUUUGUACCACGUCUUUCAACAUGUUGAAUGUAAUCCAAGAGGAAACAACGUUGAAGGUGGUAUCAAAUGCAAAUGGACAGGAUGCAAGAGGAAAUUCCCAAGUGUUUACAAACUCAAAAGUCACGUUAGGCACCACACUAAAGAAAAAAUAGUGGCUUGUCCGGAUUGUGGAGUUACUUUUGCAUCUAAUACAAAAUUCCAUGACCAUUGCCGCAGACAAAUUCCAUUAGAUGUCCAAGGAUUUCAGUGCCGAUAUUGUUCCAAGUCGUAUCCAACGGAAGGAAUUCUUCGUGAUCACAUGAGGUUUCACGUGUUCAAUUACAAAUGUUCUCUCUGCGACAUGAGCUGUCUUUCAAUAUCGAAUUUGGUGAAGCACGUGCGUUACAGACACCUUUCGGAAAGACCUUUUCCAUGCCAGCUGUGUUCACAUGCCGCAAAAUCCCAACAAGAUCUUGAUUCCCACAUGACUGUACACACAAGUGGACCAAACUUUUUUUGCAAUCACGAGGGCUGUACUUAUACUUGUAAAAAUGCUUCGAUAUUUGACCGACACAUCGAACGAGCCCACACGAACGGAGUACGGUGGUACUGUUGUCACGAGUGCCCGAUUAAAUACCGCAAAAGUUACUCACUGACGAAACAUUUGAUCGAAGAGCACAAAUUACAAACUGCUGGACAAAAGAGGUUUCAGUACAUGAGAGACGACGAUGGCUGUUAUCGGCUUCAAAUUUUCAGAUACGAAGGCGUCGACGAGGAAAAUUCUGAUGCUGAAAAUUCCGAAGUACCAACGAAAAAUUAUAAAAUUAAGCUUAACGAUAAAACGAAGACUUUUGCGAUUGUUGAAGAUAAUGGCGAAUCUGAAGUAGCAAAGACUUUAGAAAUAGAGUCAGAACAAUAUUACGACGACGUUGGAAAGUCGAUGCCAACGAUAUCAAACAUUUUGAUUUCUAUCGACGAAAUGGAUAUUUAUGGAAACAUAAUAGAACGUAAAAUCGUCGAAACUCAAGAGACAAACGAAUUGCCACCUUCGGAAGAACCGCCGAUAAUUCUGACUUGAAUUAUCAAACGUGUGUUUUAAUUUUUUUCUGACAUGACAGAUUAUUCAUGAUUUCUCAAAGUAUUAUCAUAAAAAAAACACAAUCUUCUGUAUCAUGCACAGUAUAAGACAUACAGAAAACGCAUAAGUGGGAAAAAAAAUUCAAGGAGAGCUAGAUUGAAAGAUAAAUUUAUUACGAAUACGUGUAUAAAUUCUACAUACGACGAUGAAUCACCAGCAGAAACAAUUCGUUCCAUUAAAAUUAAAUGAAAAAAAUAACAUUUUUGUUUUUACAAAAUAUUGAAACUAUGCGUGAUUAUACGAGGAAUCUCGCAGACUUUUUAAACUCCUUGUUUCAUUAUCAAACACAAAAUAGUAUGGAAGAAAAAAAUGGUUUAAUUAAUCAGUCAUUUUACGUGUAUAUAUAAUAUUUCAAAGCAUGUAAAAGCUAUUUUUCUCGCCAUUUUCUUUUCUCUUCCUUACAAAGGACAACUUGACUCCAGGCUCGAAGCUUACUCAAAAAUUUACAUCACUUUUUUCAUUGCGUUUUGUCUUGUAAACUUAUCAUAAAUGUGCUUCCGUUUUCUUUUCUUUGUUUUGUUUUUAUCUAUCCACAUCCAAGAGUUCUCUAGACUAGAGGCUUUUUUUAAGUAGAAAUUAGACAGGAAUAGCCAUUAUUUAAUCUUCGUCUUUGUUUCUAUGUAAUGCAUAUAUUAUUUCAUAGUUUAAGUUAUAUGUAUAAAUAAUUAUAUUGAUGAUAAAGAGAGUGAGAUUUACACCGAUGGGAAUUCACAAAAGCAAACACAUAUACAAAUAUUUAUAUCUUCGAGGUAUUAAAUGUUUGCAUCACUAAAA